UUCUCAUUAGAUUAUUUGUAUUUCCUUAAACAAUCUUUUCCCCCUCAGGUGGCUGGGCUGUUGUUAUGUGUCCCUGUGGACAGGUAGUAUCUUUAAAGUGCAACAUUCGGGCAGAAAGUCCAAGAGAUUAUGCAGAUUUAUUGCUGUCAUGGAAGCACAUGCCAAAUGUUUCUAUAUAUGACUUCGCGAGAGGACUGGCAGUGCAUGCCAACCUCAGAGAACCUGAGAAGAUCCCUUUCAGCCCUCAUGAGGGUAGGCUAUUGGACCCCAGCCCUGGAAACAUACAGUGGGCAGCCAAUGGUGGGACGGUUCAUCUACCAUGGCUCAACACAAAGAAGACUGUACCGGACCUGGGUGGCCAUCCCCUGACUGGGUCAGCAGAGCACUAUUGUCUGUAUGACACUUUUCAUGAGGGGAACACCAAAGAUCCGAAGGAUGUUCUCCGGAGGAUCAAAAUGGUUCCUGAACUGGCAGGGAAGAUCAACAGCCAGGUUGCAGAGCAACUGUUUUCCACAAUGAAGAAAAGCAAUUAUUAUAUGAACAUGCUCUCACCAUCGGCUCAUGUCUUCCUGAUGCGCAAUGUAAUACACAAUUACAAUCAGCGCAAAACCCAAAAAAUCAUGUUGGAACUGAAGAAACUGGUAACUCCUGAAAUGCAGCUGUGUUUCAAUGUGCAUGGGCUGGCAGAAUUCUGUGCCUCCCAGCCAACAGAGCUUAGCCCCGACUCAGUUGUUGCCUCCUCUAAGCCAGCAGAAAUGGAGUAUAGCUCGGACCCAGAUCUGUCACCACCCUCAAAACGUAAGAAAUUGUAUAAGUGAUUGUGUAUAUGCAUUUUAUUAGUGAUUGUGUUUAUGUAUCUCACAACACAUUUCCUACUUUUUUUUUCUCAUCUCUUCAUUUUGAAUUAGGCUCAAAGUUACAGUUGAUCUCCUCAGCUGUUGACCCCCGUACCAACUCCAACAUCACAGUCGCGGAUUGGAAGCAACAACCAAACGCAAGACUGAGUGAAUUAGUAAGUUUGUGAUUAUUUUCUUCUGAAUUGGAAGUUUGAAAUAUGCAUGCAUUCAUAAUGUUUUGUACAUUCCCCAUAGCUGGACUAUGUAUUGGACGUUAAGGGUGACCCUAAGGAGGAAAUAAUCCAAACUCCCAACUGGAUAGUCAGAAGGUCUGACUUUUGGACUCUGGGUCUAGAACGAGACGUUGAAGCAACGGUAUCCCAACCAAUUGUUUCUUUUUUAUCUAACUAUGUCCUCAUGGUAUGGGCUUAUUUUCUAAUCAUUGUUUUAUUUUAGAUUGCAAAUUGUUGUUUCAACAUUAUUGCCAAGACAGCAAAUGCAAAUGUAAGUUACAUUUAUUGUGAUUUACAUGAUCUGUGGAAUCAUGUUUCCUGACUGUAUAUACUUUUGAUGUUGCCUACACAAAGUGUGUUAUGCAUCUGUUUUCAAAUAAAGGGCAUUGCAACCCUGGCUGUGGAUGCAUAUGUGGUGGUAACCUGGCUUCCUCCAUAUGAGGCUUCUCCCACGGCUGAAAUGAUUGUGAGUAGUAAUGUAACAGAACUUGUACCUCAGCUUUAACCUCAUGUUCAUGUUCCUCUUUAAACUAUUUUUGUGUUCCUCAGUGCGACUUUGCAUCCAAAGACGUGGUGCUUCUCCCUGCCUGGCAGCCAGGGCACUGGACAUUGUGUGUGAGUAAACCCACGUUUUUUAUCUGAAAUACUGUGCUGUUAUUGAACCCUCAUCCAUGCUUUGUUGGUACAUUUCAUGCAUUACAACGUCUAACAAUCUAACCCAACCUUUUCUUGAUCAAAUCCAACCUUUCCUUGCCCCCUGCACUAUUCACUAUAACUGUAAUUUUUAACGACCCCUUAUCUUGUCAUUCCAUGAAAUAAAAUGUAACAGGUUCUCAAACCAAGACUGAGGAUUCUGCAAUGUUUUGAUUCAAGCCACCCUAGUGGCUUUGGAGAUGGCCGCUACCUAGAAAUCUUCAGGUUUUUCAUAGAAAGUUUAUUACCAGUUCCCUAUGUUCAUAUCUAAGUUUGGGUCUUACAGCAGGAACAGUCUAUUUUUUGACUCAGUAAUUUCCAUGUUAACACCCUCAGGGUAGUUUUGAUUCAAAUUAAGUUCUUUAUUGGUUGGCUAAAAAUCGGCAUCUUUACGUUCAAAUACUGCUUUGAGAACCCAAAGACCCAAGUUCAUGUUUUGGGUUUUCUGGAAGUAUGGUGGUUCUGUUCUGAACUACACUUUUUUUUUUUUGUUCAGCAUUUAUUGUUCCUCUUGUUCAUAUGUUCCAUACGUUCUAUAAGUCCCUACUAGGAAUUGCUGCUACUCCCAGGUCACUUUAUAGCACGGGUUGGUGUAGUUCAGCCCUCUUUUUAAACUAUGCUCUUAGGGCUCAAGGUGGGUAUGUGUAGUCAUGGCAGCAAUUCCUAAACAGGGUUCUUUGUUACAUUUUAAAGAUAUGAAUUGCAACUUACACGUCUUCCAAACCUUUUCAGUACCCUGGCACAUGCUUUGUCCAAUGGACCAUGGAAGGGACUGUACUUGGCUGACGAGGUAAAACUUGU
Messenger RNA from Gadus macrocephalus (Pacific cod), 2563 nucleotides. RefSeq lists its product as uncharacterized. NCBI's taxonomy places the organism in Eukaryota, Metazoa, Chordata, Actinopteri, Gadiformes, Gadidae. The transcript has a single exon. The record is from RefSeq and is a predicted model, not a curated record. Bases 66 to 818 code for a protein of 250 amino acids.